Myripristis murdjan (pinecone soldierfish) is the source of this 3192-nucleotide messenger RNA. It is a transcript of the gene chpt1, whose product is annotated as choline phosphotransferase 1. The coding region runs from base 208 to 1356 and encodes 382 amino acids. Gene Ontology annotation, molecular function: diacylglycerol cholinephosphotransferase activity. Gene Ontology annotation, biological process: phospholipid biosynthetic process. The record is from RefSeq and is a predicted model, not a curated record. Gene Ontology annotation, cellular component: Golgi apparatus; endoplasmic reticulum membrane. The transcript is spliced from 8 exons. NCBI's taxonomy places the organism in Eukaryota, Metazoa, Chordata, Actinopteri, Holocentriformes, Holocentridae.
UUCCUGUCGAGACGCAACUCGAUCAGAAACGGAAAGACAAUCGACAUCUCAUGGUUCCGCCGUGGAAAAUGGCCUAUUCACCUAUAAAUGCCCAAUGAACUACUGUUUUUCGGGGUUGGACUUGAGAAGAUAGGCCUGCCUGAGCCAGGAGCCAGGAGCAUCGGGAGGUGGUUUCGCUUCUUCGAGGAGUGACGAGGGUGAAAAACAAUGCCACAUUUCCUGUGGCCAGAGCCGCUGUCAGCCGCACAACUCAAGCGGCUGGAGGAGCAUAAAUACAGCGCCUCUGGCCGAUCCCGAUUCGAGCCGCCGUGUCAGAUAUACUGGACCUGGCUGGUCCAGCAAAUUCCCACAUGGAUCGCACCAAACACCCUGACUAUUAUUGGACUGCUGGUCAAUGUACUCUCCACGGUAUUGCUUGUGUAUUACUGUCCCACGGCAACAGAGGAGGCUCCAGCGUGGGCCUUCAUCCUGAGUGCACUGGGCCUGUUCAUCUACCAGUCUCUGGAUGCCAUCGAUGGGAAACAGGCCCGGAGGACCAAUAGCAGCUCACCCCUCGGGGAGCUCUUCGACCACGGCUGUGAUGCCGUCUCCACAGUGUUUGUUGCUGUGGGAACCUGCAUAUCAUGUGGUAUAGGAAGAUACCCUAACUGGAUGUUCUUCUGUGGUUUCAUUGGAAUGUUUAUGUACUUCUGCGCCCACUGGCAGACCUACGUGUCCGGGACCCUCCGCUUUGGCCUGGUUGACGUGACAGAGGUGCAGUUUGCCAUCAUGAUCAUGUACAUCAUGUCUGCUUUUGGGGGUGUGAGCCUGUGGCAAACCACGUUGCCCAUCAUCGGGCUGAAGUUUUACGCCUUCCCCAUCAUGGGCAUCAUCGGGGGGGCCCUCUACUCCUGCUAUAACUACUUCUAUGUCAUUUUGAAUGGAGGUGUGGGCAAAAAUGGCUCCACCGUGGCUGACACCAGUGUGUUGACCCCUGGUCUGCACAUCGGCCUCAUCCUCACGCUGGCCUUCAUCAUUUUCAAGAAGUCGUCCAGCCAGUUGUUUGAGCAUCACCCUUGUCUCUACCUCCUCGCCUUCGGCAUGGUCAUCUCAAAGAUCUCCAACAAGCUGGUGAUAGCCCACAUGACAAAGAGUGAGCUGUACCUCCCAGAUACAGCCUUCAUAGGCCCUGGCCUCCUCUUCCUCAACCAGUACUUCAACAGCUUCGUCGACGAGCACAUAGUCCUCUGGAUCGCCAUGGUCCUCUCUCUACUGGACUUGACGCGAUAUUGUACGGGCGUGUGCCUCCAGAUCGCCUCUCAUCUCCGCAUCCGAGUCUUCAGCAUCACGCCGCCGAGCCACGCCCACCGUGACUGACGGCUUGCCCGGCGGGAGGUGGCGGAGGGAGAUCCAGAUCUCUCCCCGCUCCUGAAAGCAGACGACAGCGAGGAGAGACCCUCGACCUCGAGCCACUGCAGCCUUGACAAAGUGACCACCUCGGAAUAAACGCGUCUGUCCCACUAUGUGAAAGUUAUGAGAGGUAGAUGGAAUAAAAGCAACCAGGCCCUGAUGCAGGACACUACAAACCAAACGCACACGCACCCGGCUGUUAACUCACUGGAUGAGCAGAUUUGAAAAGCAUGGAUCGGAUGAGUGGAAAACCACUUCGCUCUUUGGCGUUUCUGCCGGGAUUCCUCGCUGGCGGUGGUUGUAGCCAAGCAGAUGCGUGUCAUCAAAGGAUCAAGUUUCGUUUUUUUUUACAUCAAAAGGGCACUCUUUCCAUUGUUUCCAUUUACGUCAAUGACCAAAAAAAGUUUUCUUCAGUGGGUAUCAUAUAGCUUGGGCAAAUAUCAAACCCAAUUUUUGUCUGUAAUCAGAUGAAUAGUUGCUCUUGCCACCAGGUUUCUGUGGCAAGAUUGUCCAAUAUUUAACACUAAAACAUGGAAAGUUAAUAAGUUAAAGGCUCGCUGACCUGGCUCUGUCUCCGCUUUUGAGUAGUCAUCAUGUUUUGAUAUGUGCCCAAACUAAAUGUAUCACCCAUUGAAUUUUUCUGAAUUGUGUCUGUUUUUAUUUAUUGUUAUGAAUGUGAUUUCAAUCUGAAAAGAAUCAGGGCUAGGAAAUACAAAAUAAGUGGAAUAAAAAUGAAAAAAUGAAUGACCUUUCCUUUGAAACCUCAAGUAAUUUCCAAUGAACUUUGUAAUGUGGACUGGCAGAUUUGUGAACGAGGUACGCUGUAUGGUGACGGGUGAGGGUCUGUGUUAAUGCUGAACGUGACGACAGGCUUUCUGUAGAACCAUCACACCCAGAAGUUGCAUUAACUUGUUGGUGUUUUUCUUCACGCACACUCAUCUCACUUUACAGGCUUGGUUUAAAUGAAGCCACUUCAACACAAGCCUUUACAGAAUGGUGUUGACUGAUGAUGCAUUAACACGAGACUCGUUCUGCUUUCUCUGUUCUUCUCCCUAAAGGGCUAAUAGUAAUUCUCCGAUUGUACAGAAUUAAACUGAAGGCGCCUUAAAUGUUUUUGUUUUAAUUUUUUUUUUUUUUAAACUUGUGAAUAUUUAAAGCAGCUGAUAAACAUGUUUUGUACUAUUUUUUUUCUGUAGACUGCAGAAAUCAAAUGAAUCAACAGUAUCGUGAUGACUGAAGUGUCAUUCAAGAUGCAAACACUAUAGCUAUAUGAUACAAAGCUACUGUUUUUUUAUUUUCACUGUUCACACUUGACAUAAUUAUCUUCAUUUAUACAAAUGUAUACCAUGUAUAGGUGAAUGUAUCAUUUGGUUCUUGAAAAAUUAUUUGUUGAAUUGUUGGUAAUUUGGUAAUUGUUGUAGUGUCUGACUGGGACUGGAAUGUGGCUCUUGUAUGAUCAUGUCGUGGUCAUUACUCCAGCCUCAUUAGGAUAGAAAGGGAUUUUGCUAUGGUGCAGGUUGACUAUUAAAGGCUAUCUAUUUAAGGGUAAGAAAUGUAUGAUUUUGUUAUUUGGAAAAAUAAAUGAAUAAUCCUGUCCCCUUCUGAAGGAUAAUGCAACUUGUUGAAGGGUAUGUCCUACAAGAUGAUGUUGCCUAAACAUUGAUGGACUUUGAAACUAUGCAUUGAAAGGUACGAGCUUGAUUUUAACAUCAUGUUGCACUGUUCGGUAAUACAGUAAAAUACCUUUCUACUAACAAAUACAUGAGUGGGAGAGAUUGUAAUAAAUAAAUAUUUUUCAUUCAU